AUGGCAGCUAAGGCAGGUCUGCGCAGGAAGCAGUUCAACCUUAUCCACGAGUUUUUCGAAGAGAGAAAUGUUCGUCUUCCACGCGAUCAGUGUAGAGUGGAGAAUCAGCGCAAGGCGGCAGAGGCCAGUCACAAAAAGUCCGAGUGGUCUGACUAUGACGACUGGGGGUAUAAUUUAAAGCCUGAUCGAAUGGACAUUUUCGGAACCGUUCUAGAUUUACUCCAUGCUCAGAUACCUUCGGAGCUUUUAAGCUCUUGCUGGGGAGCAACAGGAUAUCGUUGGCGCGUGGCAUCUCUACAUAGAUUCGAGGAACUCCGGCUCACAGAAAGCCCAGCAAUGCAGCCCUCAUUCAGGUGGAAAUAUGCCCAAAAUAAGUGGCCGUACUUCCAUCUUCGCUUUACGCCCUAUGUGCUUUCGUAUAGUCUGCUUCUGAAUCAUCGGAAAAGUGGGACAUCUCCGGAUAUUGCAUGGGGGGUGAACGCAGCUCUGUAUGAUGGCUUCUGCUUGCGGCUGAUGCAUUUUGGCGUCCUACUUGGGCCGUUCGACACAUCCAAGGUCGUCGAUGCUGUCUGA
This is a messenger RNA of Aspergillus vadensis CBS 113365, 573 nucleotides long. RefSeq lists its product as uncharacterized. The transcript has 6 exons. The coding region runs from base 1 to 573 and encodes 190 amino acids. The record is from RefSeq and is a predicted model, not a curated record. NCBI's taxonomy places the organism in Eukaryota, Fungi, Ascomycota, Eurotiomycetes, Eurotiales, Aspergillaceae.